CCCCCCGCCACUAUACUUUCAUUUCUAUUAUUUUUAUCCCCUGCUGAAAACCCUAAUUCAAAAUCCCCUCUCACUUCUUCACUCAACCUCUGCAAUACCUUAGAAUCAAGUGCCGAGAGUGAUGGCUGGAGGAUCAGAGGGUGCUGAAACUGCUCUAUCUUGCGCUCAAUGUGGAAAACCUGCUCAUCUUCAGUGCCCCAAAUGCAUUGAGUUAAAGCUUCCUCGCGAAGGGGCUGCUUUCUGCACACAGGAUUGUUUCAAGUCUUCCUGGAACUCCCAUAAAGCAGUUCACUUAAAGGCAAAACUGUCUUCUCUUGCAACUGACACUCCAGGAGAAAAGAAUGGUUCUUCUACUGAUGGCUGGUUAUAUUGCUUGAAGAAAGGACAGGCUCGAACACCAAAACUUCCUCAUUUUGACUGGACUGGGACUCUAAAGCCGUAUCCAAUCUCAAAAAAGCGUCUAAUUCCUGGUCACAUUGAGCAACCUGAUUGGGCUAUUGAUGGAAUCCCAAAAAUUGAGCCCAACAGUGAUCUGCAACAUGUUGUUGAGAUCAAAACUCCAGAACAAAUAGAACGAAUGAGAGAAACUUGUCGUAUAGCAAGGGAAGUUUUAGAUGCAGCUGCUCGCAUGAUUCAACCUGGUGUGACCACUGAUGAAAUUGAUGCUGUGGUCCAUGAAGCUACUAUUGCUGCUGGCGCAUAUCCAUCCCCCCUAAAUUAUCAUUUUUUCCCCAAAUCAUGCUGCACGUCAGUGAAUGAAGUGAUCUGUCAUGGGAUUCCUGAUGCCAGGAAGCUAGAGGAUGGUGAUAUUGUAAAUGUUGAUGUCACUGUGUAUUAUAAAGGGGUCCAUGGCGAUCUCAAUGAGACAUUCUUUGUUGGUAAUGUCGAUGAAGCUUCUCGGCGUCUGGUUCAAUGCACAUACGAAUGCUUGGAUAAAGCUAUAUCAAUUGUAAAACCUGGGACACGUUUUCGGGAAAUUGGUGAGGUCAUUAAUCGGCAUGCAUCAAUGUCAGGGUUCUCUGUGGUGAAAUCAUAUUGUGGCCAUGGCAUCGGAGAGCUUUUUCAUUGUGCACCAAAUAUUCCCCAUUAUGCAAGAAAUAAAGCAGUUGGUAUAAUGAAGGCUGGCCAGACCUUUACCAUUGAACCUAUGAUCAAUGCAGGUGUUUGGCGUGACCGGAUGUGGCCUGAUGGAUGGACAGCUGUAACAGCAGAUGGAAAACGUAGUGCUCAGUUUGAACACACACUGCUGGUGACUGAGACGGGAGUUGAAGUUCUUACUGCUCGCCUGCCAACAUCUCCCAGUGUGUUCCCUUGGCUAAAUUCAUGAUCAGUCUGCUGCACUUUGGAACAAACUGGAGUCCAGAUGAGUACCUUACAGUAUGUACUUGUUGAAUGGCAUCAUGUCGGUUUUGCAAAGCCUUGAAAUUUUGGUUCGGGACUUUUAAUUUUCAAGUAGUAAAUUUAAGUCUCAGAUACUUUGCGGAAGAAUUGAGCAAUCCGCAAAUAUUUAACAAUUUUUGUAUACAAGUGGAGGUGGUGUAAUUUGUGUCAGAGAUUGUGUUCCAGUGGUCAUUUCAAAUUUUUACUGAACGAUGAUAAAACAUCUUCGAACAAUUUAGAAAGUUUUAAUAUUUGGGAAUGAUAAACUCAAUCUGCAUAUUUGGGAACAA
This is a messenger RNA of Ipomoea triloba (trilobed morning glory), 1670 nucleotides long. RefSeq names its product methionine aminopeptidase 1A. Gene Ontology annotation, biological process: proteolysis. Lineage: Eukaryota; Viridiplantae; Streptophyta; Magnoliopsida; Solanales; Convolvulaceae. Gene Ontology annotation, molecular function: metalloaminopeptidase activity. The transcript is spliced from 17 exons. The record is from RefSeq and is a predicted model, not a curated record. Bases 122 to 1327 code for a protein of 401 amino acids.